GAUCGCAACUACAAGCCGAAAUGGCCCCAAAUAAGAAAGGAGAGAAAAAGAAGGGGCGUUCAGCCAUCAACGAGGUUGUGACCAGAGAGUACACCAUCAAUGUCCACAAGCGCAUCCAUGGAGUGGGUUUUAAGAGGAGGGCGCCCCGCGCCAUCAAGGAGAUCCGCAAGUUCGCCAUGAAGGAGAUGGGAACUCCUGAUGUCCGUAUCGACACUCGCCUCAACAAGGCAGUGUGGAGCAAGGGUGUCAGGAACGUGCCAUACAGGAUGCGUGUACGACUGUCCAGGAAGCGUAAUGAGGACGAGGACUCUCCCAACAAACUGUACACCUUGGUCACAUACGUACCUGUCACCACAUGCAAAGGUCUGCAGACAGUCAAUGUUGAUGAAAACUAAACUCUGCGAGUCGAAUAAAUAUGAUAAAAGAA
This is a messenger RNA of Pungitius pungitius (ninespine stickleback), 427 nucleotides long. RefSeq names its product ribosomal protein L31 (gene rpl31). Gene Ontology annotation, biological process: cytoplasmic translation. NCBI's taxonomy places the organism in Eukaryota, Metazoa, Chordata, Actinopteri, Perciformes, Gasterosteidae. The transcript is spliced from 6 exons. Gene Ontology annotation, cellular component: ribosome; cytosolic large ribosomal subunit. Gene Ontology annotation, molecular function: structural constituent of ribosome. Bases 21 to 395 code for a protein of 124 amino acids. The record is from RefSeq and is a predicted model, not a curated record.